AGCUCCGGCAGGAAACACCACCCCGCCGAUCCCCGCGGAACGGGCUCGGUGCCGGCGGUGGAUGCCGUGUGUCCGGCCCCCAACCCGCCCGAUUCGUCCCCCCGCCCCUUUCCUCUCCCCUCCCGGGUGCGGGUGGUAGGUGCCGGAUGUACCGGGCGCCGCCGCCACCGCCGCCCGUAUAAGGGCCGCCGCCGGGCGGUCCCCAUAGGUGUUGGUUCGAUUGGAUCUGCGUCCGUCCCGCUCCGUCCUGUCGGGAGCAUGUACCAGAGCCCCGCACGCUGCCUCUGCUCGGCGCUGCCCGCCCUCUGCUGCGCCCCCGCCGCCGCCCCCCGCCUGCCCCGGCCCCUCGGCCUCUCCGCACCGCGGGCAGCACCGGUACCGGUACCGGCGGUGGGCCGCCCGCCCGCCCCGGGGGCGCCGCCCCGCACAGUGUGUUCCAUGGGAAACAGCACCAGCCGGCUUUACAGCACGCUCGCCAAGACGCUGAGCAGCGGUGCUGUGUCCCAGCACCAGGACUGCCUGGAGCAGCAGGACUCUGCACGGCUGGAUCCCAUAGAUCCCAAGGAUUUGCUGGAGGAAUGUCAGAUGGUUCUGCAGAAACGGCCACCCCGGUUUCAGAGGGACUUUGUGGACCUGAAGAAAAACACUGCCAGUAACCACCGCCCCAUUCGGGUCAUGCAGUGGAACAUCCUUGCCCAAGCUCUUGGAGAAGGCAAAGACAACUUUGUGCAGUGCCCCAUGGAAGCUCUGAAGUGGGAGGAGAGGAAGUGCCUCAUCCUAGAGGAAAUCCUGGCCUACAAGCCUGACAUUUUAUGCCUGCAAGAAGUCGACCACUACUUCGAUACCUUUGAGCCACUCCUCAGCAGACUUGGCUACCAGGGGACUUUCUUCCCAAAGCCGUGGUCGCCUUGCCUGGAUGUGGAGAGGAACAACGGGCCUGAUGGCUGCGCCUUGUUCUUCCUCAGAGCGCGCUUCGAGCUCAUCAACAGUGCCAACAUCCGCCUGACUGCCAGGAAGCUGAAAACCAACCAAGUGGCCAUCGCUCAGACACUGAAGUGCAACGAAACCGGGAGACUUUUCUGCAUUGCUGUCACCCACCUCAAAGCCCGCACCGGCUGGGAGAGUUUUCGCUCCGCUCAGGGCUGCGAUCUUCUCCAGAACCUCAAGAGUAUCACCCAGGGGGCGAAGAUCCCGCUGAUCGUCUGUGGGGAUUUCAAUGCAGAGCCAACCGAGGAAGUCUACAGGGAAUUUUCCAACUCCAGCCUCAACUUAAACAGCGCCUACAAGCUGCUGAGCCCCGAUGGGCAGUCAGAGCCCCCGUACACCACGUGGAAGAUCCGGCCCUCCGGAGAGUGCCGGCACACGCUGGAUUAUAUCUGGUAUUCCCAGCAUGCCUUGAACGUGAACUCAGCCCUGGGCUUGCUGACUGAAGAGCAAAUAGGGCCCAACAGGCUGCCAUCCUUCAAUUACCCUUCUGAUCACCUAUCUCUGGUGUGUGACUUCAGUUUUAACCAAGACCCUGACAGACUGCUGUAAUGUGUUGGGAUGCCAGUUGGUAUUGCAGUGUCUUAACUCACCACUGGUUUUGUUUUAGAGAAAAGUUUUGAGGCUGGAAGCUACUGAAGGAUGAGGAAAUACUGUUGACUAAACCUUAUGUUGGGCACUUGUUUGGAGUUAACACUUGGUAAUCUGGGGCCUCCAAGGGAGGAAGAAAGGAACCAGUGUUCUCUUCAUCAUGUUCUUGCCAUGUGAGGUUUUGAAUACUGGAAGGCAAAUUAGCUUUAUCCUUUCACUAACCCCUGUGUUCAAGGUUUUAAUCCUCUAAUGAAUAUGGAGGCCUUAGUAUUUAAACCAAAACACUUGUGUUUUUAAAACAACUUGCCCUGACAGCUUGCUAAUUUUAUUUAUUUCAUGUUAAGCAUAUGCAAGUACCAAAGGGAACAAGGCUCAACUACUCAGUGAGAUUCUCUUAAAUCUUUGACUGUUACAAUACAAAGCAAGUUUAAUGCAGUUUAGAAAUGAACAAAUCUAAGCUCAUGCUACAUUUUUACAUGACUUGAGACAAACGAUUUCACUAAAAGUGAAUGGACAAUAGCACAGUGCAAGGAAAGCCCCCUGCAAUAAGAGCAGGUGAGGAAAUAGAGCCUUGCUGUCCUCCAUCACACAGGAAUCCAAAUCCCUUUUCCAGAUGAAUGCAUGUGUCCACUACCCACAGACAACAUGUGAGUUAUGUACACACUGCUCCCUGUGUCUCUCCUGUGCUUUCCACCAGAGCACACACCUAACCAGGGAGUAUUUCCUCCUCUGCUUCAAGUAUUAAAUUUUAUAAAUGGUUUCAAUUUGUAGUCUUGUCAAUCUUGCUGUUUCAGUGAAGGGCCAAUCUCAUGUUGAAAGACUGUUAUUUUAUUUAUCUUCAGAACCUAAAGCUACACUGGAACCUGCUAGAAGAUAAAAUUUAUUUAUUGAGAGAAUUUGGUGAUCCUGCAUCUGACUUGAAAUCAUACAGCAGUAGUGUUCAGGAGCCUCUUUGUCUGUCCCAGGGGCACUCUAGCUGAGCACCUGGGCUACAACAGAGCUGUGUUAGUUUAGGAACUCUUGUAGAUGGAGUGGUGCUCAUUGGUAUGGCUUUGGUAUUGCAUAUAUGGAUUGUAGGCAUGGCACUAGGCAGGAAAAUGAGGUAGGGAGACAGGAGGGAAGAAAGACAUCAGUGGGGCUGACAUUUAGAUAGUUGGGAAAGGCAGAGUAAAUCAGUACUUCCAUGUAAAUUAAGGCUUGUAGUAACUCUUAUGUUCGAGGUGUUUAUUAAUAAAAGUCUUUGGAAAAAAAAAAAAA
This is a messenger RNA of Calypte anna (Anna's hummingbird), 2832 nucleotides long. RefSeq names its product nocturnin (gene NOCT). The transcript is spliced from 3 exons. The record is from RefSeq and is a predicted model, not a curated record. Gene Ontology annotation, biological process: circadian rhythm. Lineage: Eukaryota; Metazoa; Chordata; Aves; Apodiformes; Trochilidae. Gene Ontology annotation, molecular function: poly(A)-specific ribonuclease activity. The coding region runs from base 259 to 1536 and encodes 425 amino acids.